Molecule: messenger RNA, 742 nt
Organism: Symbiodinium pilosum
Lineage: Eukaryota; Dinophyceae; Suessiales; Symbiodiniaceae
Source: the annotation of a GenBank genome assembly
GUGGCAUCGGCCCGUGCGGCUUGCCGACCGCUCCUUUCUGGGACAGCCGCUGCACGUCAUUCGGAAGCUGCUUGGCGUGGAAGAGUUCAUGGCCAAGUACAACGAGCUUGAGGGCGGCGCAACACUGUCUCAGUUCGAGGACCUCUCCAGCUGGCAGUUGUCGGUGGCCGACGACAGUGGUAGCAGUGUCCAGCUUCUGGGCUGCCCGGAAGACCACAGAUGCACCGCCAAUCCCGACCACGAGCACGAGAGAAAGCUAUGCGAGAAAUGCGAGGUUCCCCUCUGCAGCACCUGCCUUGAACACCUGAGCAGCAAGAAGUUGCCCCCUCUCAGCUUGGCGAACGACAUGUGGACUGGUUACGGCCCAGAAACCUUGUACAGCGACAAGGGCCACCCCAUGGAUGACACGGCGCACAUGGCCAGACACUGGCAAGGGGCCCGCGGCAAUGCGCUGACCUUCCCGCUGCCCUGGGUACUGAAGCUCAAGCAGCAAGCCGGCCCCGGCGCCGAAGCGCUGCCUCGCAGUCCGCACGUCCGAAUCAUCCUCACCACCAACAAGGAGGGCAAAACCACCCAGGCCGAGAUCAAGAAUCUCAUACACCAAGCGUCCGUUCGCAGGCGCAUCGUCGUGAAGCUGAUCUUGGACAUGCGGCGCUACGGCCAUCCCUCCUUCCAGGCCAUUGACGAGCAGCAGGUGCUGGAGAAGGCUGCCUUGCUGCCCGAAGACGGCGUGCCGCCCGAG